CUGAUAGUACAGAGAAAUGGAGAGCUGCAGGUUUUUGGAUCGAAUGAAAUAAUAAAAAGAAACAAACGAAACCAUGUCGACAGCAGAAGAGACGAUUAAGAUGAUUUUUGAUGAAACUUGGGAGAAGGCUGUGAGGAAUUCUUUAUUUUAGUGUGUAGUGUGUGUGUGUUAAUUCUAUAUAUACUAAUAAAUGUAUUUAUUAGCGCCUCUUUAGCAUUAGUGCCUCUUUAGCAUUAGCGUCCCUUUAGCAUUAGAGCCUCUAUCGUUAGAGCAUCUUUAGCAUUAGCGGUGCUUUAUCGUUAGCGGCGCUUUAGCAGUAGCUUCUCUUUAGCAUUAUCACCUUGUACCUGUGAGAAAGAGUAGUAACGUGGAUGUUAAACACAAAGUUGUAUUGUACUGAACAUGUUACAUGUUCUCUGGACGCACUGGUGUUGUGCUGGUAACUGAAAUAAACAAACGCAUGUUUUUGUUUGAGUAACAUGACGUCACAGGCGCGAGCGCUUAAAAAAUAACUUUCAUAGCUGCAGACAGAAAAAGGCGCAAAUGGAAACGAUGGCUUGUCUGAAAUGUGACUCACACUUUGUUGUGCAAAAACACGUUGGCAAGAAGAGAAAUCUGAUGGAUGUUCCUUGCGAAAGAACUGAGGAGCAGUUGGUUAAAAGGAGGAGAUCAGAGUUAGGAGAGAAGGACGUGGAGACCAUCAAGCCUGAGACCAAUGUAGAGCCAGCCUCCACUGUCACAAGGAGAGUCGGCGAGGAGAAUCCUUUGAAGAGAAAGUGCAUGGAUGUUUCUCAAGGACCUGAGUCCAGGCCUGAAGGGACAGCAAAAAGGAGGAGAACAGAGACAGAGGAGAACUAUAAGAAGAUGAAAGACAUGUUUUUAAAGCACUAUGCAGUGGGACGUCUGCUAGGACGUGGAGGCUGCGCUUCCGUCUACGCAGGGGUCCGGAAGUCAGAUGGGAAAAAGGUGGCGCUGAAGAUCAUGUCCAAGAUUCUAAAUGAUAAGUACAUCACAGUUCCCGGUGACACACGCAGACUCCCCGCUGAGGUAGCGAUUUUGGAACUCGUGUGUAAGCCGCCACGCUGUCCGUACGUGAUCGAACUGCUAGAAUGGAUCGAGACGCCCACAGGCAUCAUCAUCGUCUUGGAGAGGCCAGACCACUGUGUUGAUCUCUUCGAAUUCUGUAGGCGUGUGAACGUGACUGAAAAUAUGGCUAAAAUCAUCAUGCAGCAAGUCAUUCAGGCUGCACGUCACUGUCGUGCCCGGGGUGUGUUCCACCGUGACAUCAAGGAAGAAAAUAUUCUUAUCAACCCUCACACCCUUGAAGUCAAGCUCAUUGAUUUUGGCUGCGGUGAUCUACAUAAAGACACUCCCUACACUGAAUAUGAAGGCACUCCGACUUACUUCCCUCCUGAAUGGCUAACCAAAAGAAAGUAUGAGGCGGAACCCGCUACUGUCUGGGGUCUGGGCGUCCUCCUCUACAGCAUGCUGUGUGGACACAUGCCGUUUAACAGCCCACACCAGACUGUUUAUGGCCUCCAAUGUUUCCCAGAUCAUCUGUCUAUAACUUCCUGCAGUCUGAUCAACUGGUGUCUACAAAAAGACCCAAAAAGACGUCCAACACUAGAGCAGGUUAUUGCACACAGCUGGGUCCGAGAUUACACGGUUGCCCCCUGCUGCAGAGCCCCCCUGGUUCUAGGAGGAAUGACUCCAGUACUUCAAAUUCAUCAGCAAUUCAAAAGAAUUAUUGUUUAUACAAUUUAAUUACUCAUGUAUUAAAUUGUCUUUGUAAUAUGUUUUUAUUUUUGAUCAUUGUGACUUUGACUUUUGAUUAUUUUUUUUACUAUUGAUGAUUUUCUUUUCUUGAUUUUUGAUCAUUGGGUAAGAAAUAAAAAAGUGACACUUUACAAAUAACUUUACAUUACACUUGCAAAUAAAACCAAUGUAGUUUUGUCA
Molecule: messenger RNA, 1956 nt
Organism: Tachysurus fulvidraco (yellow catfish)
Lineage: Eukaryota; Metazoa; Chordata; Actinopteri; Siluriformes; Bagridae
Product: serine/threonine-protein kinase pim-2-like
Exons: 7
Coding region: 544-1764 (406 amino acids)
Biological process (GO): negative regulation of apoptotic process; protein autophosphorylation; regulation of mitotic cell cycle
Cellular component (GO): cytoplasm
Molecular function (GO): protein serine/threonine kinase activity; ATP binding
Source: RefSeq, a predicted model, not a curated record